AUGAGAGAAAUGUGGUCUCUAUUGGCUUUUGGUGCCUUUGUACUGCAGUCUGCUGCUACGACUCUCCAACCUUCUGUGAGGCUGACGCAGGGAGUCGUAAGUGGAAAGUAUGAUGCGAGCAACAACUCGGUAUUUCUGGGCAUCCCCUACGCAGCUACUACUGCGGGCGAGAACAGAUGGAAAGCACCGCAGCCCCUGUCACUUUCCAAGUAUUCUGCGUUGAACGCGACGGCGUAUGGUCCAACUUGUCCACAAGCUGUUACCAACGCCUACUAUAGUCGCCAGGAUGAGGAUUGUCUUAACCUCAAUAUCUGGACCCCUGCUCGGGGCGAGAACAAGAAGCUUCCAGUAUUCGUCUACACGUAUGGCGGUGCAAUGGUCACUGGCUCGAAUAGCGAUCCUCAACAUCAAGGUUUCAAUUUCGCAAGAAAAGGUGUCGUCUAUGUCAACCUCAACACAAGGGAGAGUCUUUGGGCUUCUCCAAAUUCGGCCGAUUUACCAGGAAGCCAGAACUUUGGCAUCUUGGAUGUAGACAUGGCAAUGGAGUGGAUUCACACAAAUAUCGCUCACUUCGGCGGGGAUCCCAACCACAUCGUAUUUGGUGGACACUCCUCAGGCGCCGUACACGUCGAUCACUACCUCUGGAAUCAUCCAAGCACAUGGCUCAAAGGCGCCGUACAAAUGAGCGCUAACGCCCUCUCCGGACCGGCCUUUGCUCCGAAAAAUGUAGCGCUAGAUGUCGUAGCCGCGGAGGUCGGCUGUGGAACAGUUCAACAGGGCGGACAACUCGAAUGUCUACGCUCAGUCGAAAUUGCAGACUUACAGACUGCGUUCUUCAACCAGACUUCGAACACUUGGUUCACUCCUAUCAUCGAUGACAUUACGAGGUUUUCGGACUAUCCAGCCAGAUUGAAAGCUGGAAAGUAUGCUUCGCACGUACCACUUCUGACGGGAAAUUCGGCUGGUGAAGGAACGAUCUUCUCGCUUGUGUAUGGUGCGGAGAACGCGAACUUCAGCAGUUGGAUUGAGACGUUCAAUGCUGAUAGCAAGCACAUCCCGAGUGAGGUGUUGCUUUCCGCAUAUGCUCACAACUCUACGAGCGACUCCUCGAUCAGUGGGAUGCAGUACGGUGAAGCGCGCUUCGAUUGUCCCGUGGACUAUAUGAUCGAUCUCCGAAGUGAAUGCCAAAGCACAUGGGAAUAUCGCUUCUUCGGAGCGUACGAUAAUGUUGUUGGUGUCCCGGGAACAGCUCCUACCCACGGAACAGAAGUACCGUUCUUUCUGGGAGGCAACGAAUGCUUUGAAAAAUUGGAGAAUGUCACAGCAGCACAGCAAGCUUUGGCCGAUUCAAUACAUGAUUGGUUCGUAGCCUGGAUCAAGAACCCCGGAGCUGGACCAGGUUGGGAACGAGCGAGAGCGGUAGAUGGGCCCAUUGCAUACCUCGGAUUCCCUGGAGAUGAGCUCUCACAAAUUGAGGCUUCGUCGGGGCUGCACAAUGGGCGCUGUCAGGAGGUCUACAAGCCGUAUUUCGGAGACUACCCUGUUGUGCAGACCACGUCGUGA
Molecule: messenger RNA, 1563 nt
Organism: Ramularia collo-cygni
Lineage: Eukaryota; Fungi; Ascomycota; Dothideomycetes; Mycosphaerellales; Mycosphaerellaceae
Product: related to triacylglycerol lipase II precursor
Exons: 4
Coding region: 1-1563 (520 amino acids)
Source: RefSeq, a predicted model, not a curated record